AUGGAAAAUGCAAAGGAAGAUCGAGCAACAGCAUCCAACUUCACGGCAACUUCUUCACGAUCUGCACCAGAGGAAACUGUUCACAUCGAGUACUCUGAGGUUCCCCUUGCCUAUAGAGGAUUAAAUGAUAGUGUUACUGAUCAAGUUUCAAAUAGCCCUAGGGAUGUUCAGUCUCCUCUUACUACUGGUACUCCUACCCAAGGAGAAUGUCAGGGAAGAGAGGAGCACUCAUGUUUGAAUGGAAAUCAUCACCAAGUUCAUUCGUCACCUCAGCCAUCAACAAAUGAAGAUUUGUGUUCUAUGCAAGAAGAAGAUCUAGCAAAGGAUUCAGACUCCAGUGAUGAAGGAGAAGGGAUCAGUGUGGAUGAAUUGAAGCAAACGGAUGGAUAUAGGUUAUUUGUUGAAGCUUUGGAUGCACACGUUAAGGCUAACUCGACUAAAGAGUAAUUUAUUGCCGAAAGA
Pocillopora verrucosa is the source of this 462-nucleotide messenger RNA. The record is from RefSeq and is a predicted model, not a curated record. Lineage: Eukaryota; Metazoa; Cnidaria; Anthozoa; Scleractinia; Pocilloporidae.